Molecule: messenger RNA, 1089 nt
Organism: Solanum dulcamara
Lineage: Eukaryota; Viridiplantae; Streptophyta; Magnoliopsida; Solanales; Solanaceae
Exons: 5
Coding region: 29-1000 (323 amino acids)
Biological process (GO): base-excision repair
Molecular function (GO): DNA-3-methyladenine glycosylase activity
Source: RefSeq, a predicted model, not a curated record
UAAUUUAUUUAUUUUUCCAAAAAAAAAAAUGUCUAAGCGAAGUGUGGAAAAACACUAUGCAUUAGAAAAACAUAGAGAAAAAGAGAAAACAAGAAAUAUUAGUACUAAUUUCUUAUUAUCUAAACAUUGGAAGAAAAUUUACCCUAUAGGUCUACAUAAAACAAGCUCUUCUCUUUCACUUUCUUCACUUUCUUUAUCUUUAUCACAAACUUCAAAUGAUUCUUCCAUUACUGAUUCUUCUUCAAUCACUCCAUUGGAUCAAAAAAUCUCUCUAGCACUCCGAUUAAUCGCGUCGACGACGGAGAAAAGAGAGGGUAAUUUGGUCAUUUCCAACAAAAAUGUGGCUCGAACAGUUAGUCCAACUCGUAACCCUAGUCCAAGUCCUAGUAAUGAAGAAGAACUCAUGAGGAGGUGCAAUUGGAUAACUAGUACUAGUGAUAAGGUUUAUGUGCAGUUCCAUGAUGAUUGUUGGGGAGUUCCUGUUUAUGAUGACCAUCAAUUAUUCGAGCUUCUUGCACUAUGUGGAAUGCUGAUGGAUUUCAAUUGGACUGAAAUUUUGAAGAGAAGAGAACAAAUAAGAGAAGCUUUUGGUGGAUUUAAUGCAAACCAUGUGGCCAAAAUGGGGGAGAGUGAGAUUGAAGAAUUAAUCUCAAAUACAUCACUCAAUUUAGCAGAAAGCAGAGUUAGAUGCAUAGUUGAUAAUGCCAAAUGUAUAGUCAAGAUUGUGAGAGAAUAUGGAUCAUUCAGCAGCUACAUGUGGAAUUAUGUGAAUUAUAAACCUAUAAUUAACAGAUUUAGACAUCCAAGAAAUGUUCCAUUAAGAACACCAAAAGCAGAAACAAUUAGCAAAGAUUUAUUGAAGAAAGGAUUCAGAUUUGUUGGGCCAGUAAUUGUUUAUUCAUUCAUGCAAGCUGCUGGAAUGACAAUUGAUCAUUUGGUUGAUUGUUUUAGGCAUAAAGAUUGUGUAAAUCUUGCUGAAAGACCAUGGAGGCAUGUAUGAAUUAAUUUUUUUAAUUAUGUCAUGUGUUUUUUUUUAUUUGUUCAGUUUUGUGAUGUGAAAAUAUUUUCAUAAAGUUAUUAUUUUCAAUU